Messenger RNA from Xyrauchen texanus (razorback sucker), 2042 nucleotides. It is a transcript of the gene cfap184, whose product is annotated as coiled-coil domain containing 96. NCBI's taxonomy places the organism in Eukaryota, Metazoa, Chordata, Actinopteri, Cypriniformes, Catostomidae. Bases 54 to 1508 code for a protein of 484 amino acids. Gene Ontology annotation, biological process: cilium assembly. The transcript is spliced from 2 exons. Gene Ontology annotation, cellular component: axoneme; ciliary basal body. The record is from RefSeq and is a predicted model, not a curated record.
UCGGUUAAUACAAACAUAGUUUGAAGUGUAAACUUACUGCUCAGCCGUAUAAAAUGGAAGAGGGAUCAGAAGAAACAGAAAAUAAUACACUGGCGGAAAACACUAACACGUCUGAGGAUCCAACUCCGGUAGCGAGUGCUCAGAUCGGAGAGGAAGAACCUGAAAGUGCACUUCAUGUUAUCUCAGAAGCUGUUGAGAAUGAUGUGGAAGAGCAGAGUUGCCCACAAGACAUGACCAUAACACACAUUGCUGAAUCAAGUGGACCAGCUGAAAUAGAGUCUGGGCCACCUAUGGUAACCGAGGAAGAUGUCGGGCCAGAACCCCUAAUAAUUGAGACCAUGGAGGACACUGAGGGUCCUGAAAUAGAACAUCUCAUUGAAGAACUUGAGUCAGAUGAGGGCAUCCUGACAGCUGAGGAAGAGGAAGAGGAAAACAGAUCUCCAGUGUCCAACCCAUGCAUACCAGAGAAUGUGAGGUCCAGCCCUCCCGGCGAAUCAUUGGUGCCUGCCGAAAAGGAGGAGGAUGGCUUCAAGAUUACCUUUGAGGAACAUAUGGAGCUGCUACGUGAACUGCAGUCAGAGCGUGACAAUCUCAGCAAGCUAAACGAUCAACUGCAGAAUAAAAUAGCAGAACACCUCAGUAAGAAGACAGCUGAUGAUGAACACCCCAAAAUGGAAAAAGAGAUCUCAGUCCAGGAGCAGUACCAAGAGUGCGUGGAUCUCAUGGAGGACCUGAAAUUGCAGCAUCACCGUAGGUCAGAACUUUACCAACAGCAGACUGGCGAGCUGCACCAGCAAAGCCAAGAGAAACUGAAUCAGGUGAAACAAGAGUUGCGAUUAUUUGCUGCACUGAAACAUGAAGCUUCCUCGACAGCACUGACUGGUAAAGUGGGCAAGCGGGCAGCACUAGCCAAGUUGGAGCAGCUGCAUGCAGAGGAACAGAAGCAGGAAGAUGAGCUGGCAUGUGUGCGUCUGAAGAACAUCAAGCUGAAGAACAAAAUAUGCAAAUAUGAUGCUGCGCUUCACUCCAAACAGGAGUUAGCUGAUGGCUUGCUCCUGAUGGACUUUGAGCAGCUCAAGACAGAGAAUCAGACAUUUAAAGCUAAAUACAAGGAGCGCAGGGAGGAGCUUCUUAGGUUAAAAAAGAAGGUUGCUUGCUCUGUGCAGGGCAUUAGUCAUGUGAAAGAGAAGCUGAAUUUUCUUCAGAUGGAGAAUGAGGCCAAACGCACUCAGCUGGCAGAAGCAGAAGCAUUGGUGGCUCAUAAACGUGACGUGCUGACUCGCACCCGACAGGCUCGUGACAGUCUGCGUACAGAUAACCUUAAGCUGCAACAGCGCUGUGGCCUGCUGGGGAACACCACUUUGCUUCGAGACUUUGAGGAGAAGGUGGAUACAUCUGAAUUCCUGCAGCACAGACUGGAGAUGCUAAAGAGACGCCACGCUGAACUCAUACUGAAGUGUGCUGGUGUGAAGCAGAAGAUAGAGCAAAGCAAACCAGAGCACAAGUGACACAAAUGCAUGAAUUUAAUGAAUUAUGUGUCUGUUGAAUUUUUCUUAUUGUCUCAUGUGUGUCUUGACAAAGCAUAACAUUGUAUGCAGUUCAUUAAGUUUAUACAAAAGUUUGUUUAAUUAGAUGUUGUCUAGUUAGUAUGUUGUGUGCAUAAGAAAGAAACAAAGACAUAUUUAAUAUUACUUUGAAUUGUUUUCUCAAAUUAUAGUCAUUUUUCUUUUCACUAUUAUCAUGGUACCAACAGAUGGCGUUAUUUAUUCAGUCAAGCUGACUAGACAAGCCAAUCUGCCUCAUUGUAAUUCAUUCUUUAAAGAAAUCUGAAAAUUCUCAUCAUUUGCUCACCCUCAUGCCAUUCCAAAUGUGUAUGACUUUUUUUCCUCUGCUAAACACAAAUGAAGAUUUUUAUAAGAAGAUUUCAGCUCUGUAGUUCAAUACUAUUCAAGUGAAUGGUGGCCAGAACUUUUAAGUCGAAAAAGCAUAUAAAGGCAGCAUACAGGUAAUUCAUAUGACUCCAGUGGCUUAAUCCAUGACUU